Molecule: messenger RNA, 2089 nt
Organism: Styela clava
Lineage: Eukaryota; Metazoa; Chordata; Ascidiacea; Stolidobranchia; Styelidae
Molecular function (GO): CoA-ligase activity
Source: RefSeq, a predicted model, not a curated record
AAAUUUAUAUUUAAUUUGAAUACAUCGCAGUAUAUCCAUAAUGGUUUUACGUUCAGCCUAUCCAGAUGUCAUCAUUCCAAAUUUAUCGUUUUCUGACUACAUGUUGAAAGCGAUGAACGACAAAAGGGACAAGAUUGCAAUCGUAGAUGCUCCUACUGGAAGAGAACUGACCUUCGGUGAUGUGGUGGACGGAGUCAUAAAAUGUGCAAGCGCACUCAACAAACGAGGACUGAAAAAGGGUGACGUAAUGGCCACGUGCGCGUCUAAUAGUCCCGAAUAUCUUAUUGCCAUCAUUGCUGCUGCUGCAUGUGGAGCUGUCACCACAACAUGUAAUCCUAGAUAUACCGCAAGUGAAAUUGAGCAUCAGUUCAAGAACUCUGAACCUAAAAUUGUUUUCACGAUUCCCGAUAACGUUGAAAAAAUAAAAGAAGUCGCAAAAUCUGUGAAAAGUAUAAAGGAAAUCUAUUCGAUUGGUGAGGCAGAUAGUGUCGAAACCUAUUCUUCAAUGAUGAAAGAAGAAAAAGGAGAAGCCUUCCCCAGGCCAAAAAUAGACCCCGAGGAAGAUCUCGUCUUGCUGCCUUACUCAAGUGGAACAACGGGAUUGCCAAAAGGUGUGAUGAUAACACAUCGCAACAUAGUUGCAUGUUUGACGGUCGCUAGAAUGACUCACAUGUACCCAACAGAUUGCAAGUACACGCCUCUGCCUCUGUUUCAUUUAUUGGGUUUAAUAUCAGCAUAUUCAGCAUUAGAUGACGGAAUCAAACAUGUCUUGGAAGUUAGAUUCGAUCUUCAACGCAUGUUUGCUGAUAUAGAAAAGCAUAAGGUUACAAUAGCAGUCGCCGUCCCUCCUGUUAUAUUAGCGAUGGUUCAUUCCCCGCUGAUUGAUAAAUACGAUCUUUCAUCCCUACGUGAGAUAUACAGUGGAGCAGCACCGUUGUCCAGAAAGAUUGCCGAAGCCUUGACUAAGAAAAUUGGAUGCAAAGUCACGCAAGCGUGGGGAAUGACAGAAGCGGCUCCUAUUUGUCACCACAAUGCUCUUGUCACUCCGAUCGAAUCCGUGGGAGAAGUCGGAGUUAAUACAAAAGUUAAGAUUCUCGACGUGGGGACAGGGCAAGAAGUCGGCGUAAACCAAGAUGGUGAAAUAUGCUUAAAAGGGCCUCAGGUUAUGAAAGGCUACUACAAGAACCCUGCCGCCACCUCUGCAACUAUAGACACAGAUGGUUGGUUACAUACAGGUGAUAUCGGUCAUUAUGAUGAAAAUGGAAUGAUUUAUAUAAUCGAUAGAUUGAAAGAAUUGAUCAAAUACAAAGGAUUCCAAGUUGUACCAGCUGAGAUAGAAUCUGUUCUACAUGGUCAUCCAUUAAUUACCGAUGCAGCAGUAGCAGGAAUACCUGACGAGGAAUGCGGUGAAUUGGCGAGAGGAUUCAUUAUAAGGAAAGAUCAAUCUUUGACUGAAAAGGAGAUCCAUGAGUUCAUGAAAGACAAACUAGCUAAGUACAAGCAGCUACAUGGGGGAAUCGAAUUCUGUGAUUCAAUUCCUAAAUCACCGACUGGAAAAAUUAUGCGAAGAACUCUGAGGCAGAAAGCAGUUGAAGCAAAUUCUUGAAAAAUUAAAAAAAAAUUUAAGAAAGGAUUUCAUCUCCCCAGUGAUAUCUGAUAUAAUAUAGCUUAUUAUCAGACGCUGAUCAAUUUCAAUACAAAGUUUCAUGAAUAGGUGAAAAGCUUAGUUUUUACCACUUUCCCAUUUUUCACAAUUUGAUCGCUUUUCCUCUGUCUUACUGUUUUAUAUACUUGCCGUAUUUUUAAAGUCAAUAGUUUUCUUCAACUCAAUUGUGAAUUAAAUUUUCCCGAACUAAUGUAUUUUGAUGCGGGGAUUCCGGACAAUUUCCGAAAUUGGUAUAGAGAACGUACGUUUUCCACGUAACAAACAAAAUUUUAUUCGUCAUUUAUUCUUUGUUAAUCAAACUUGUCAUUGUUCCGUAUUAUUUAAUAAUUAAUAUUAUAACUAAUCGAAGUAUUAUAGUACAAUACAAGCGAUAUACAAUAUAGAAAUAUUUGAUAUAUCGGCCAGUAAUGCCUGAGCUCUCAA